Postia placenta MAD-698-R-SB12 is the source of this 3948-nucleotide messenger RNA. RefSeq lists its product as hypothetical. Gene Ontology annotation, biological process: microtubule-based movement. Gene Ontology annotation, cellular component: dynein complex. The transcript has 13 exons. The record is from RefSeq and is a predicted model, not a curated record. The coding region runs from base 1 to 3531 and encodes 1176 amino acids. NCBI's taxonomy places the organism in Eukaryota, Fungi, Basidiomycota, Agaricomycetes, Polyporales, Adustoporiaceae. Gene Ontology annotation, molecular function: minus-end-directed microtubule motor activity; dynein light intermediate chain binding; dynein intermediate chain binding.
AUGGAAUCAACGUCUUCAUCCCCAGCCCCAACUAACGGCACUGCGCAUACAAACGGCAAUGGCGUGCUUCACGACACCCUCGUCGAACCAUCCAUUACCUUUGACACCUCAAUAUUCCGCUCAUACCUUCUUGCCCUGCUCCCACCGGUACUGGCUGCUUCCCCGAUCGAACUAGAGUCCUUAUUUGACGACGAGUUUGACGAACGUGUAUCACGAUUCGCGGGUGAGGGCGGGGGUGUCAUCCAUGUCGUGAAACACAAGGACGAGAGUGAAGAUGAGGCGCCGCCAACGUACUCAUACAAGCUCACAUCACAACUGACUUACGACUCAUCGCACGUUGAGACUGUCGCGAUAAUCAAGCGUAGCCCCAUAUUGGAUCCAACGACGCCUCUAGCUGCACAGCUGCACAUACUAAAUCUUUUUGGAGGCGACGAGACGCCCUACGAGAGUCUACACGCCGUGGUAAGUUGCGGUGUCAAGCCAUGGUUCGAGGCAUUUGUAGGAGCGCGAGGUGGGGGUAAAGAUGGCGACUCCAAAAUGGGUAUUCCGAUGACCAAGAAGAAAUUCGCGGAACUCGAACUUUCCUUGCUCCAUCUCCAGCAGAACGUCGAGAUUCCAGAGACACACCUGACCAUCCACCCAGUCAUCCAACGCGCUGUUGAGCAGGCCCGAGCAGCGGGUACGCGCCCGAGCAUCUCAGAUAUUCCUUCAAAGCUGCUGAAUGACAGCACGUUCCUCAAUACACUGCAUGGCCAUGUCAACCAGUGGAUCAAGUCAAUUCAGACUGUCACAAAGCUGUCACGAGAUGUCUCGUCUGGGACGGCGUCCCAGGAAAUCAAUUUUUGGCUGAGUCUCGAGCGGGCAUUGGAAGGGAUUGAGGCACAAUUACGGAGUGAGGAGGUCAACAUGGUCAUGGAGUGCUUGAGGAAUGCGAAGCGCUUCCAUGCUACGGUUAGUUUUAUCGCGGAUACUGGGCUCAAGGACGCGACAGACACCGUCCACAAAUAUAACCAGCUCAUGAAGGACUUCCCACUCAACGAGCUGCUCUCCGCGACGGACCUUGAAAAGAUCCAAGAGGCCCUCAUCCUCAUCUUCGGGCACAUCAACCGCAAGCUCAAGCUCUCGCCGUACCCGAUUCGGCGUGCGCUGCCGCUCGUCGAGGCAAUCUCGCGUGACUUCAACGACCAGCUGCUGCGCGUACUCACGUCGCACCGCCUCCUGUACACGCCAUACGAGACGUUCGAGCGCCUGCUCGGCCAGACAAUGAACAUCUUCCGCACAUGGGACGACAAUAUCAAGGAGUUCACGAAUGUCGCGCGCGAGGUCACGCGCAAGCGUUCGGAAAAGUUCAUCCCCAUCAAGGUCAACCCCGCGCACGCGAAGCUGCAGGACCGCGUGCGCUAUCUCAGGGACUGGCGCAAGCAGCAUGAGCAGCUCGCGGUGAUGACAGGGCCGACGAAGGGUCUCGGCACGGUGAGUAUGGAGAUUGGCGGGAUGGACAUGGAGGCGGAGGUCAAGGAGGCCUACGAGGUCAUGAAGCGGAUCGACGUCCUUGACGUUUCAGUUGAGGGAAGCGAGAUCUGGGUUGCGGCGGAGAACGCGUACAAUGAGCGCGUCGCUCGCGUCGAGAAUCAGAUCAUCGCACGUCUGCGGGAUCGACUGGGCACAGCACGGAAUGCCAAUGAAAUGUUCCGCGUCUUCUCCAAGUUCAACGCGCUUUUUGUGCGCCCAAAGAUCCGUGGUGCUAUACAAGAGUACCAGACUCAGCUCAUAGACUCCGUAAAAGAAGACAUAAAGCGACUGCAUGAUAAGUUCAAGACCCAAUACCGCUUCUCCGAGGCGUACCACAUGUCGCAGAUGCGCGACCUGCCCCCAAUAUCCGGCGCCAUCGUCUGGGCACGUCAAAUUGACCGUCAGCUACAGGCAUACAUGAAACGUGUCGAAGACGUGCUCGGCAAGGGUUGGGAGCUCUAUGCUGAGGGACAGAAACUGCAGUCCGAGAGCGCCGCGUUUCGGAAGAAACUCGACACGCGCCCUGUUUAUGAUGCAUGGCUGCACGACAUCAACCGACGGGACAUGGGUGUGAACGGGCGACUGUUUGAGAUCGUGCGGCUGCGCGGUGGCGGCUUCCAGCUCGCGGUGAACUUCGACCCGCAGAUCAUCACGCUCUUCAAGGAGGUCCGGAAUCUGCUAUGGCAGAACUUCCAGGUCCCGCAUGCAAUCACGAACAUGGCAAAGGACGCCAAGCGAGUAUAUCCGCAUGCCGUCAGUCUAAUGGAGACCGUGCGGACGUAUGGCCAGACGCUUGAUCUCGUUGAGAAUAACAAGGGCAUCGAGUGGCUUGUAGCUGAGUACCGAAACGAAGCGCAACGAAUGGUAGGCCGAGGGAUGAACAUUCGUUGGGAUCACUUCAUGAACCAGUACGAUUCCGGAAGAUACGUAACGAGUGGUGACGCGCGAGACACCCGACAUAUUCAGUUCGUGCGAGAGUUUGCUAGUGUGGUCUCUAUCCUGCAGGACAAGACCAACAACGUUAUUGACCUAUACAAGGACAUCACUCGGGCAGUCGAAGAGUUGUCUAGUUGUCCGUAUACUACAGAAGCUUUCACCGAGCUGCUGAGCAAGAUCCAAGCCGCUAUUGAUCGCCUGAACUUGGAGGGUUAUGCGAAUCUCGAGCAGUGGGUUGCCGAACUGGAUCAGCGGAUCGAGGCUAUCCUCUUGCGUCGGCUUUCGCAUACGAUUCAGCUGUGGUGCCAGGAAUUCGACAGGGUGGAAGAUGCUGAUGGUCGGCGCGAACCACCAGCCCUCAGGGACAUCACGAACAAGCGUCGAACAGACCGAGCAGACAAACGUAUCAAGGACGAGCGGACGGCGGAAGUGACUUUGACACUGAAGCCGAUCGUCCAUGAAAUUCGGAUACAAAAUCAGGUUAUUUUCCUUGAUCCGCCAAUAGAAUACGCGCGACAGAGCUGGGUUAAACAGCUGCAUGAUUGGCUUGGCGUUGUAUGUCGAUUGCGGCGGAUACAAAGUUCCCGUUACGAGAUCGGGCUGCAAAUGCAAGGGUCUAUUACUACAGAAGUAACUUACACAUCAUUACUCACCCAUUUCACGGACGGGUCUUUGGAGCACCCAUUCUCCUUGAUCGAACUCAAGGUUCAACAGCUCAAGGAAUACGUCGCGAAAUGGCUGCAGUUCCAGUCUCUAUGGGAUUUGGAGGCUGAAUAUGUCUUCAACCGCCUCGGCGACUCGCUUGCACAUUGGCAGCAGCUACUCACCGAGAUCAAGAAAGCACGCUCAACGUUUGACACGUCGGAGACACAGAAGUCAUUCGGCGUAUGCGUGAUCGAUUACGAACAAGUGCAGGCCCGGGUCAAUGCGAAGUACGAUGCCUGGCAAAGGGACAUCCUCAGUCGCUUUGGCAUCAAGCUCGGAAAUGCGAUGAAGGAAAUGCACGCAACGAUUCUCAAAGCCAGGAACGACCUUGAACACCAGUCCAUAGAAGGUUUGGUUGGAGCACCGCGGAGGUUCUGAUUGUUUUUUACAUCGCCAUUCAUUUAUAUCCAUCGUUGCUAUCUCUCAUCUUCUAUCAACGCAUGUCAUUCAUUCAUCCGCAGUGUAGAUACCACUGGUUGUUGGGCCCACCGUAUAUCAUAGCAGUCUGCCUGGCUUCCUUAUAGUUGAUACCAUCAUCGCACGAGACAUGCAUGUUCUCGUUUGUAUGUACGCUUACUUGGAAGACGCAGUCCUUGUAUGGUCUAAUUAGGGGAAGGUACGAGAUGACGAGGGCGGUCUGGGGGAUCUGGACCUAGACCGAAAGUCGGUUGGUUGACUAUGUUCAAUGAGUCCGCUGUCAUCUUAUCUGUCGUUGCAUCCACCAUCCUUCACCGUCCAUUGACUCUGGUAUUAGUUUAAUGUUGUAUGCUACAACACAGAUAGGUAUUUUGUGCG